Molecule: messenger RNA, 1209 nt
Organism: Penicillium cinerascens
Lineage: Eukaryota; Fungi; Ascomycota; Eurotiomycetes; Eurotiales; Aspergillaceae
Product: FAD-dependent oxidoreductase
Exons: 1
Coding region: 1-1209 (402 amino acids)
Molecular function (GO): FAD binding
Source: RefSeq, a predicted model, not a curated record
AUGACAUUACCAGUGCUAAUCAUCGGCGCCGGACUAGGAGGCAUCUGUCUCGCCCAAGCCCUGCACAAAAACAAAAUCCCAUACAAACUAUUCGAGCAAGACCAAAAAAGCAACUUCCGAGCUCAGGGCUACAGACUUCGAAUCACCCAAGACGGCGUUGCCGCUCUAGAAGAAGCUCUAACACCCGAGCUCUUCACUCUAUUCGAGAAAACCUGCGCCGACACCGCAAACAUGGGCAUCAGAAUCAAACCAGAUGGAACACCUUCUCCUGCAAAGCCAGGCCACGGACCUCCCCCACAGGCCAUGGUAGAAAGAGUGUAUACGAUCGACCGCAGCACAUUCCGCGAAACGCUCCUAACAAGUCUCGAAGACCAAGUCUUCUUCGGAAAGAGUCUCACCCAUUACGAAGUCCACGACGACAAAAUAACAGCAUUUUUCACCGAUGGGACAUCCGAGGAUGGAGCCCUUCUCGUCGGAGCAGACGGAGUCCGCUCUUGCGUUCGCAAGCAGUACAUACCAAAAUACGCGGGCAUUGACACGGGUAUGCGCAUCAUCUUUGGCAAGACGCCACUGACUCCUGCGUUCCUGGACAAACUCCCCGAGAGCCAUCGUCGGGGGAUGAGCCUUGUGACCGAUCCAGAUGAUGCAUCGCAGCCGACAUUGCUGUUUGAGUCUAUUCACUUCCCUCACGCUGAUGAGGUUUCGUUCCCACUACCCAGUCCCUAUAUGUACUGGUGUCUCCUCGCGCGUGCAUCGACACUCCCGAUUCCAGACGAGAAGUCGUGGCAUAUCAGCCCACAGGACGCGGCGGACCUGAGCCGCGAUCUAACCAAGUCUUGGAUUCCGGCCCUGCAGAGCGUUUUCGAAAUGCAGGAUGAGUCCCAGGCGGCCGUGAAGUCUAUUUUGUCGGCUAUGCCCGAGAUUGCGCCGUGGGAAUCCUCGUCUCGUGUGACCUUGCUGGGGGAUGCUAUCCAUGCUAUGCCGCCCACGGGGGCUAUGGGUGCUAAUACUGCUUUGCGGGACGCGGGUGAUUUGGCGAGGAGGAUUGUUGAGGCCGGUUGUGCUGGAGCUGUUGAUAGAGAUGUUAUUGGGGCAUAUGAAGCUGAUCUAAGAGAGUUUGCUAAGAGGGCGAUUGGGGUUAGUUGGAAGGGUGGGAUGCAAAGCUUUGGGCUGAGGGCCGCGGAGGAAUGUGAGCGGAUUCUGUUUUGA